Messenger RNA from Temnothorax curvispinosus, 4180 nucleotides. RefSeq names its product mesoderm induction early response protein 1. Gene Ontology annotation, molecular function: transcription corepressor activity; histone deacetylase binding. Bases 987 to 2960 code for a protein of 657 amino acids. The record is from RefSeq and is a predicted model, not a curated record. Gene Ontology annotation, biological process: negative regulation of transcription by RNA polymerase II. The transcript has 5 exons. Gene Ontology annotation, cellular component: nucleoplasm. Lineage: Eukaryota; Metazoa; Arthropoda; Insecta; Hymenoptera; Formicidae.
AGCGCGCGAGUGCUCGCGAGUCGCGAGGGGUAACCGAGGGGUAACGACGCUCUCGGCUGUCGCGUCCAUUUUCCGAACACACGAAGCUCGAAGCUCGGAGUCUCGGGAGCUCGGGCUCGGGGGGAACAAAUGCGACGAAUACAAAUAAUGGAGUGUGCGUCUUUCGGUUGAUUGUUGAUAUUCGCCCGAUUCACCUGUAAACUCGCGAACUCCGCAUGUGGCGUACGUCGCGUCGCGACGUUGCGAUUGCGAGUCGCGCGCUUCCCGCUCGAUGAAAUGUUGUGCCUUACGUGUCUCUGACGUUUCGCAUGUCCGAGUCCGCGAGUCGAGACUGUCGAAAGUCGAGAGUUGGGACGGAUCACGGACACACGGACGACGGACGUUUGUUGUUUGUUGUCUGCCUGUGAACCCCGAGGACGGUAGAGAAAGGGAGCGGGAAGGACUCGCGCGUAGUCUCAUUCAACUCAAGUCACACACAAACAGUGUCCGUAAGCGAGAAGGGAUCGACGAGACGCGCGCUGCCCGGGCUGCCCCGAGUAUCCUGUGAUGUUUCGCGAAAUGUCAGUUGCCGCUGUGACGAGACUGUGACAUCUGUGACGUCUGUGACGCCGGUGUCGUGACGUCGUGGUCGUCGUGAGUACCGCUCUACCGCUGUGACACGAGUGUCACGUCUGAUUGAGGUUAGACCCCCGCGGCGCUCCGAAUGUAAACCCUGUCUUAUGUCUUUAUCCCGCCUGUCGCCUGUGUCUCGGACAUUGAAGUCGAACUAAGCUAACUUAGACCCACCACUGACUCCUGACUCCUGACUCGAGACUCGACUUCUGUCUCCGUGUCUCCGGAGAGAUCGCUGACUACUGGGGGGAGCGGUGGUUGGUGGUUGUUGUACUAUUGUGGUGAUACAUUCCGGUGCUGCGUCUAUGCAUUGAUGUGUGUAUAUACCGUUUGUGUGUCAUGUUCUCAUCUCGGUGAAUAGGGAUUGUAGAAUCAUGGCAGAUCGGGAUUAUGAUAUGGGUUCUGCAACGGAAAUGAUGGUAAAUGAUUUUGAUGACGAACGAACAUUGGACGAGGAAGAAGCCUUAGAAGGUAGCGAGGAUUCUCACAACGAGUUGUCCAACUUGCAAAAGGAAGGUGAUAUGCCACUGAAAGAUCUUCUUGCCAUGUACGGAUACGGUGAUCCCUCGACGGAGAAUUCAAACAGUUCCGAUCACAUGUUGCUGCCAUCUGGAAGCGGCGAUCCCGAGACCGAGGAGCGUUACUCGGACAAAGGUGACAACGAUGCUGAUGACGACGACGAUGAUGACGAGGCUGAUGCAACCAGUAACGAACCGGACCUUAAACAAUUCUACACAGAAAUGCUAGUAAAGGGGAAGGAUAAGUCAUCGCCGUUGUCGGGAUCCGCGACGAAAGGCAAUAGCGGCAUUGGAGUAGGCAACAGGGACAGCAGGAAACGUAGAAUCGACGACGACGAGGACGACGAUGAAGAUGUCGAAACCGAGGACUGCUUGAUAACGGGCACUCGAAGCGGAAGUGGAAAGAAAACCAGAGCGUCACCUACAACGGGAAGUGCUACGGCUGUUGCGUGCGAUGGUAUAGUUAAUUUAGGGGGAGCCAGUGCUACCGAUAGCACUAUCGAAGAAGGUAGCGCCAGUGGCGCGAUCGAUGGUCCGGAAGAUAGGAUAGUCAGUGCGGGAAUAGGUGGUGGCAGUUCGAGAUUGUUACGGAGUGUUUCAAGGCCGCAAAGUGAGGAAGAAGAGGACGACUGUGACUACAGUCCAGACGAGGAAGAAUGGAAGAAAACGAUCAUGGUUGGUACUGACUAUCAAGCAGCGAUACCAGAAGGCUUGUGUCGUUACGACGAUGCCUUGCCAUACGAAAAUGAGGAUAAAAUGUUAUGGGACCCCAGCCAUAUAUCCGAGGAGGAUACGGAAGAGUUUCUAGAACGCGCGCAACUUCCUGCGGUAAAGGGUGGUUCGUUGCCGGCCGGCUCACAUAUUAGAGAUGACGAGCAGGCUUUAUAUCUUCUACUGCAGUGUGGCUACAAUCUCGAAGAAGCACUACGAAGACGUCGAAUGAACGUGCUUCCUCCUACGGAUGCGGUGAGCCUUUGGUCAGAAGAGGAAUGUCAUAACUUUGAAAAUGGAUUGCGCACUUACGGGAAGGAUUUUCAUCUUAUACAGAAAAAUAAGGUAAGAACGAGAUCGGUCGGAGAGUUAGUACAAUUUUAUUACUUAUGGAAGAAAACGGAGCGGCAUGACAUAUUUACGUAUAAAGCGCGAUUAGAAAAGAAAAAAUAUGCUCUGCACCCCGGUAUCACCAGGGACUAUAUGGACCGAUUCCUUGAGGAGCAAGAGGGAGUGCGAGAUCGCAGCAGUUCACCGAAUGUUCAUUGUUUGCUGUAUGGUGAUGCCAAGCGGCAAAGAUCGAGCACCAGCGUGAUCAACAACGACGAGUCCAAAUCAGCGGAUGCUUGGGAUGGAAACGCGGUUGAUCCAUUGGCGGAUGUUAAUGGCCCAACACCACCGCCGCCUCCACCACCUCCACCACCACCGCCCUUGGUAACGUCAGCCGCGACUACCAUGUCCUCGUCAAUAUGCAAUUCCAGUGCUUUGACCAUACCGACGUAUUGUUCGCCAUCGACUCGUCAUCCGGACUGUCCCUCGUCCGAAUCGAGUUGUGUGAACCCCCUAGCGUGGAGUGGUAUAGUGUCCCGAAGUCAACCUACCUCUUCAGUCAUCACAACGAUAACGAUAAAUACCACUACAGCCACUACGUCUACAGCAAUGGUCACAGCUCUCGGCUCGACGAAUACAGUUACCACUAGUUCCACCGCUCCUGCUGCUACCGUUGCCGCCACUGCUGUCUCUAAUAACUACUACCAUCAACGAGUAACAUCAUCCAGAAGCAAUGAUUCUCACGACACGCCCUCGCCCGAGAACAUUUUACCUCAUCUGCCCCCUUAGCGUCUAACCCGACCUUCAGGUGUUCAUCCUGAAAGGCGACGGAUGUCCUUGCGCGGUGUGCCUAACUCGGCACUCGCACCAUCGCUAUUGUCGUAACGCAUAAUAUUCGUUAAUAUCAAGGAUUCUAUUUUUAUACUGUAUCGCGCGUAAUAUAAUUAUUAAUCGUCUUUAGCGCGAGUGCGCCAUGUUGUAUAGUGAUGCGGAAAACGGAGGAAGACACGCUUUUGCGUGGAAGAUUAGAGCAUAUGUAAGAUUAAAGAUACAAAUUCAAGAUAAACGCGGCAAAAACGAGCGAGGGUCACUGUAGCUUUCUCUAUUUUUCUUCUCUCUGUUUAUGAACAUAGAGAUAUUCCAUGCAAACAGAAAGACACAUUUUGAAAAAGACUCGUUGGAAAGCGCCAGUAUUCAACAGAGAAGUGAAAUAGUAUUAUACACUGUAAAUUUUCAUGGAUAAAUCAUUGUAUUGCAUAAUAUGUAAUUGAUCAUGAUUCAAUUUGUCCAAGGCACGUUUGUCCUCGAAUCGGCAAUAAAUUUGUAAAAAGUAUGGUAUGGAAUUUCGCGAAAUGAUUUCUUAAGUACGACAAAGUGGAAUCUGAUAAAUGUUGGAAUGAUAAAGUUAAAAUGAAAGUCAAUAGAAACAUGGUCAUCGUUAUUUUAAUGUAAAGGAUGCGCGUAAAUAGCGAUCCUAAUAAUUCGUUUCCCUCGUUAAGUAGUUGGCUGUGUAUAAAAUCAUAUAGUUUGUAUUUUCACGUUUUCCUAGCAAACUAUUUAAGAAACACGAAAUAUUUCUAAUUUACUGGAUACACAUUAUAUUAUGUUUAAUCAUUUAUAAAUAGUGUUGAUAUAAAAAAGCACAGGCUAAAUUAGAAACGUUGGCCUUUUUAUUCCUCAUCAAUGUUUCAUUAUAAGUUAUAAUACAUAAUACAUGAAAGAAUGUUACGUUUAUUAUCAAUUAACAUUAGCAAACAUUUUUUUAUCUUUCGCAAAAUAACAUGCACACAAGUGCUCAAUUAUAUCAUACAUGCUCAAUUAUGUCAAAUUAUUUACUUACAAUUAUGUGAAAAAGAUGGUAGCUUUUAAUGUAUAAAAACGUAGCUCUUAAUGUACUCAUCAUUUAUAAUCAUCAUUCUAGAAUGCACAGAUCUAGUUUCCAUUUCAGAAUGAUGAAUUAUAUAUUAAGAGAACUACGUUUUAAAUAAAAAAAAUACUGUUCAUCGAAA